Messenger RNA from Pelobates fuscus (common spadefoot toad), 1180 nucleotides. Its product is annotated as 40-kDa huntingtin-associated protein-like. NCBI's taxonomy places the organism in Eukaryota, Metazoa, Chordata, Amphibia, Anura, Pelobatidae. Gene Ontology annotation, cellular component: early endosome. The transcript is spliced from 12 exons. Gene Ontology annotation, molecular function: protein binding. The record is from RefSeq and is a predicted model, not a curated record. Gene Ontology annotation, biological process: vesicle cytoskeletal trafficking. The coding region runs from base 99 to 1052 and encodes 317 amino acids.
GCAAUGUAUACAAAGCGGCCAACCACACCAUGGCGGCCUUGUAAUGCAGGCAGCCUAGCUUUCUACGGAAGUGGCACUGCUGUCACCAGAUUUUGAGGAUGGCGGCCGAUGGGGACUUUCUGCUGCGUUACAGAGCAGUAUCCAACAAGCUGAAGAAGCGAUUUUUAAGGAAGCCAAAUGUCGCUGAAGCUAGUGAGCAGUUUGGUCAGCUGGCGAAAGAACUUAAGCAGCAGGACUGCCUUCAGUAUGCUGGCUUCUGCAACUUGGCCAUGGCUCGGUGUGAACAGACACUGUUUAAUGCUCCUGGAGAGGCCAUGGCAUUGACUGAGGCUGCACGUCUUUUCCUUCAAGAGGAAAAAGAAACUCAGCAUUUGGGGUGCCCUGGCUUUGAGGAACAUCUGCAGGCUGCCAUCAACUGCUACAGCUUUGCAAUAAAGGUGUACAUUGAGCUAAACCAGCCAGUGAUGGCAGCCAGUCUUUGUCUGGAACUUGGAAAUGCAUUAAAGGACAUGAGCAAACUGGGAGAAGCUAUGGUGUAUUUUCAGCGAGCUGCAGAGCUACAAACGCAGGUUCCCAUUGAGUGUCUUCUUUCUUUGGGAUACGUGGCAUCUUGUAAGAUCAUGACGCGUGAUUAUGAUGGUGCCCUUGCAGUGUUUACAGAGAUGCAGCUUCUUGCCCAAGAGAAGGGUCUUCACACCCCAGGAAACAGUCUGCCAGUCGGGGCUUUCGUAGAUGUCAUCGUAAAAUGUGAAGUCUCCCGUGUCCUCCUCCUUAUGCUGCUACAGCCUCCUCCUCAAAAAUUAUUGCCUGAACAUGCACAAACCUUGGAGAAGUAUGACUGGGAGGCAUUUGACAGCCACAGCCAUGUGAAUUAUUUGACAGAAGAGGUAUUUUUACUGCUGCAGUCAGUUGUGAUGGCAUGUCAGGAAAAUGAUGUGGAGUCUCUUAAAGUUCUACAAGUCGAACUCUGGCCACUGUUGACUGCAGAACAGAAUCACUUGCUACAUCUUGUACUUCAGGAAAUGAUUAGUCCUUCAGGACAAGGCAUCUGAUCCUUCAGAGCAUAACAAUGUUUUCUACAGUGGCCUGUCAUGUUGAUGUACAUAUUUCCGAGAUUGUCGAGACUGUGACGAACACGGUGUCUUGUGUUUAAAGUUGACUCCUUUUAUUGAAACUGAAA